Messenger RNA from Tilletiaria anomala UBC 951, 1507 nucleotides. RefSeq lists its product as uncharacterized. The transcript has 6 exons. The coding region runs from base 1 to 1242 and encodes 413 amino acids. The record is from RefSeq and is a predicted model, not a curated record. Lineage: Eukaryota; Fungi; Basidiomycota; Exobasidiomycetes; Georgefischeriales; Tilletiariaceae.
AUGGAUCACGCAGACAGAACCGAACAUGUGAGGCUAGCUCGGCAACUCAUCAUUCUGCAAUACGCGCAACGGCUGCCUCUUCGCUCGUCCAAGUUCUUGUGGCCGAACCGUAACUUGCUCUUCGAAGCACAGGCCUAUCUCGAUGACGAUCUCUUUGGAAACAGAGCGCUUCCAGGUGCUUCCAAGGCUUACGAAAAAUCCUUCUUGAAGAUCCUCCUCGAAAAGCUCCAGACUGCCGUCAACGAAGCCCAGUCGCAAGGGCGCGUCAGCGCAGAGGAUUCUGAAGUAGACGAGUCUUUGCUGGAGCGAUAUGCUUUAUUAAUGGCGACAGAUUUCAACCGGUCAGUUCACAGUCAUGGAGCCCCAGAGUCCUCGCAUACUUGCUACCUGUUUUCCUCUUCUUUGAAAAUUGCACAAAAUACAUCAGCCACUGAACAAGAGGGUGGACGUGGUGUUCUAUCAGGCUUUCAACCUAUCAUCUUGAGGGAGGAAGGCUCUUUCAUCUCAGAAGGGACCACGGGAUUGCAGACGUGGGAGGCAAGUCUACGCCUUGGCAGCCAUCUGCUUGCGAACAGACAAUGUAUCUUCUCGCAGGACACAAGGGUUCUUGAGCUUGGAGCCGGCGCUGGCUUCCUUGCCACACUGUGCUCCCAUUUGUUACCGACACAUGGAGAGGGUCGAGUCUUGGCCACUGACUGCGCGAGUAACGUGCUCGCACGGCUCAACGAGACAAGGCAUAGCAAUGGAAUUCCCGAGUCGCGCAUGCAGGUCCGCCCUCUAAACUGGCUGGAUUUGCUGCAUCCAGAUGAAUCGCAUGGAAAUAACGAAAGUGCAAAAUUAUUGCAAGACUUCUGUCCGACAAUCAUAUUGGCUGCCGAUGUCGUCUUCGACCCCACCCUUUUUCCCGCACUCGCAGCGGCUAUCUGCGCGGCGAUAGUGGCCGGCAGUGCGGAGCGAGACAACUGCCGACUUCCGACGGUUCUAAUUUCAAGCACCGUAAGGAACGCUGAAACAUACGAAGCCUUCUUGAAAGCCCUCCAAAACGCAAAUCUCAAACCCACACCCAUCCCCCUUAACACAGCGCCGACGCUUGUCUUUCCCGCCCGCCUUCUCGAAGGAUUUGCGCCCCACAACAUGCCACAGCAUGCGGAUAUGGUCCAUUACGGAUGCUUUCCAAGUGCGCAUGAUACCCAGCGCGAUGGGCGGGUCGAAUUGUUGCAAAUUACAUUGUGCAACUCGUAACAAAAGGCAUCGGAGUACUUAUGCACGCGCAUGGCCCCACUUCGCAGCCGAUUGCCGACCCUAACUACCACUAUGUACCACGCAUAGACCUUGUCUUUUUGGUGUUGGGAAUAUCUCCUAACAACCGAGUAAUUUGCUGUGUUGGACCUCAUACUUCAUCGUGAAUAAUGGAUAGUAAGAAGGCUUCAAGGGUCACGCGGUCGGAGAAUGAUGAACUUCGACUGUCACGCUUCUGAUCUCGUCGCAACAUCGUGGUCGUGCAAUC